GCUCCAACUUUUCCGACUUAAAGCUGCCGUUCGUGUUACGGAGCGUGAAUGGAGAACGAGGACUCCGAUGAGCCCGAGAGGAAGCGGCAUCAUCUUAACUCAGUGUCUUCCGCCAUGGCUCGGAACUCCACCACUUCGCCACCCAACGACAGAAGCGUUGAUGCGACAGUUCUCCAGCACCAGAACCAGAAACUUCUUCAGCAGAUAGAUGUACAGAAACAUGAGUUGCAUGAGCUUGAGGCAAAAAUUAAGGAAUUAAAAGACAACCAAUGUUCAUAUGAUGAUGUGUUAAUUGUAGUGAACCAACUUUGGAAUCAGUUAGUUGAUGACUUGAUCCUUCUUGGGGUACGAGCUGGGGCAGGCCAGAUUGCUUUAGAAUUUCUGGACCAUGCUGAUCAUUGUCGAGGUUCAGUUCCCUCAUGUCCUGCAGAAGAAAUAUUUCUUUGUAGACUGCUAAAGAGAGAUUCUAUUGAUGUUAAUGGUAAUGAAGAGAUCAUUAAAUAUGUUGAAGAAGCCCUUGCUCUGCGUCAUUCAUCUACUAGUGAGUUGUUGAAACUCCUGGAAGAUACUAUUAAUGAUCAAAGGGUGCAAACGGAAAGCAUUGCUCGGACUUUGCAUGGAAAGCUAUCGUCAGAAGAUGCUAUCAUCCAAUUGUCUAAGAUUGACGAUAUGAUGAAAGAUGAGGCUAUUAAGCUGCGUGAAGCGAUCGGUGUUCUCCACUUGAAGCAUAUAGAAUACAUCGAGAGGAUUCAAACUUACAUAAGCAGCCAAUCCGCAGAUGAAACUGAGAUUAAGCGUCUUGCAGGUGAGCUGGAUGAGUGCAUGACAGAACUUGAAGAGAGUAGAAGAAAAUUAGUCAACCUCCAAAUGCAAAAGGAUGGAGCAUCUUGGAUACCUACUCCAACUCGUGGUACAGUCAAUGGAAACUUGUCGCCGGAAAAGCCUGCAGAUAAGACAAUGGGUUUGCGAGAAUUAAAGGACUCCAUUGAGGAAGCAAAGGUACUGGCUGAAGAUCGUCUUUCUGAGCUUCAAGAUGCACAGGAAGAGAAUCAAGUCUUGUCAAAACAGUUGCAAGAUCUUCAGAAUGAACUGAAAGAUGAAAAAUAUGUACGCACCUCUCGAUUAUACUCUUUGAGAAAUGAUCAACUCCAACAUUGGAAUGCUGAAGUGGAGCGCUACAAAGUAUUGACAGACUCUCUGCAGGCUGACAGGCCUCUCUUCAUGAGAAGGGAGAAGGAGGUGAUUGCAAAAUUAGAAUCCGCAAAUGCUGUGAGGAAUGCCAUUGAUAAUGCUGAAUCUAGGAUAGAAGAGCUAGAGCGUCAGCUGCAGAAGUGUGUUAUUGAAAAAAAUGAUCUUGAGAUAAAAAUGGAAGAAGCUCUGCAGGAUGCAGGUAGAAAGGACAUUAAAUCAGAGUUUCAUGUAAUGUCUUUGGCUUUGUCUAAAGAAAUGGGAAUGAUGAAAGCUCAAUUGAAGCGAUGGAGGGAGACAGCUCAUGAAGCACUGUCCUUACGUGAGGAAGCCCAAUCUCUAAAAGCUCAGCUACAUAGGAAGAACAAUGAAAAGCAGAGCUUAGCAGACAAAUGUGCUGAACAGAUGGCAGGGAUCAAUUCUCUCAAGGAACUGAUUGAGCAGUUGCAGAAGGAAAAACUGGAACUGCAAAUCUUCUUAGACAUGUAUGGACAGGAAAGUUAUGAAAACAGAGAUUUGAUGGAAAUCAAAGAAUCAGAACGCAGAGCUCACUCACAAGCUGAAGUCUUGAGAAAUGCUUUAGAUGAGCAUAGUCUGGAGUUGAGAGUGAAAGCUGCCAAUGAAGCUGAGGCUGCUUGUCAACAAAGGCUUUCUGCUGCUGAAGCUGAAAUAGCUGAUUUGAGGGCUAAAUUGGAUGCUUCUGAGAGGGAUGUUUUGGAGCUUACUGAGGCUAUUCGAAGUAAAGAUGGGGAGGCAGAAGCAUACAUAUCCGAAAUUGAGACCAUUGGUCAAGCAUACGAAGAUAUGCAGACUCAGAACCAACAUCUGUUGCAGCAGCUGACAGAGAGGGACGACUAUAAUAUCAAGCUUGUUUCUGAGAGUGUAAAGACAAAGCAGGCACAGAGUGUUUUACUCUCUGAGAAGCAGGCAUUGGCAAAGCAACUUCAACAAAUUAACGCGUCAGUAGAAUCCUUAAAAAUGAAAAUUUCCUACAGUGAAGAGCAGAUGGAGACUUGUCUGACAGAAGCCAUCAAAUCUACCCAAGAAGAGAGACAUUUUGCAGUCAACCUGGAAAUGGCCAAGUGGGAAUUGGCUGAGGCUGAGAAGGAGUUAAAGUGGCUUAAAUCUGCUGUUGCUUCCUCCGAGAAGGAAUAUGAACAAAUUCAGCAGGAUAGGGACGAUCUCCAAUUUGAAUUGGAGAAUGAAAGAAGCUCGAGGAAAAAGCUUGAAGAAGAGCUUAGGGAAUUGAAUAUCAAAGUUGCCGAUAUGAGUUCUGAAACUGGAGAGGCUGCAAUACAGAAACUCCAAGAUGAAAUCAAAAGCUGCAAGUCUAUUCUUAAGUGUAGUGUGUGUUCGGAUCGUCCAAAGGAGGUUGUAAUCGUGAAGUGCUAUCAUCUUUUCUGCAAUCCAUGCAUCCAAAAGAAUCUAGAGAUCCGCCAUCGGAAAUGUCCUGCAUGUGGGAAUGCGUUUGGUCAGAAUGAUGUUCGGUUUGUAAAGAUAUGAACAUUUGACAUAUUGAAUUAGUUGAAUUAAACCCCUUGUCUUACCGCUUCUUUGUAGCCAAUGGUUCCUUUUGUAAUAUACAUUAGCCUCAAGCUUUUCUAGUUUUAUCACCCAACACAUUUUGUAUCUCAGAAAAAAGAAAAUAAAAAAAUUAAAAUAAAAGUAUUCAAAUCGAGAAAUAGAAAGGAAAUACACAUGGUCAUUUCGAUUGCA
Juglans regia (Persian walnut) is the source of this 2904-nucleotide messenger RNA. Its product is annotated as E3 ubiquitin-protein ligase BRE1-like 2. Gene Ontology annotation, molecular function: ubiquitin protein ligase activity; metal ion binding. Lineage: Eukaryota; Viridiplantae; Streptophyta; Magnoliopsida; Fagales; Juglandaceae. The coding region runs from base 49 to 2691 and encodes 880 amino acids. Gene Ontology annotation, cellular component: nucleus; HULC complex. The transcript has 19 exons. The record is from RefSeq and is a predicted model, not a curated record.